Meloidogyne enterolobii is the source of this 885-nucleotide messenger RNA. The record is from the annotation of a GenBank genome assembly. Lineage: Eukaryota; Metazoa; Nematoda; Chromadorea; Rhabditida; Meloidogynidae.
AUGAAACUUCUUUGGCAAUCCCGGAGGAUUGGGGUCUCUGCGCUUUUUUUCCGCAGGGACCCCAAUUCUCCGGGAUUGCCACUUCUUUUACUUUUUUUAGAAAUUAAAUAUAUAGGAGUUUUAAAUUUGAACAUACGAAUGGAUUUCCAGAAUCGGGCUGGCGGAAAGACUGGUGGAGGAGGAGUAGCUUCUGCUACAGAUGCCAAUGUUGACCGUCGCGAACGUCUUCGGCAGCUUGCACUAGAAACAAUAGAUUUGCAGAAGGACCCUUAUUUUAUGCGCAAUCAUAUGGGUGGAUUUGAAUGCAAGUUGUGUCUUACUCUUCACAACAAUGAAGGAUCUUAUCUGGCACACACGCAAGGAAAGAAGCAUCAAGCAAAUUUAGCUAGAAGAGCUGCAAAAGAAGCUACUGAUAUUCCAUAUCUGCCUCUUCCAUCUCAACCAAAGGUUGAACCUAAAAAGUUUGUCAAAAUUGGACGACCAGGAUAUAAGGUAACAAAAGAAAGAGACAGUGCUUCUGGUCAACAAGCUCUUCUUUUCCAAAUUGAUUAUCCUGAGAUUACUGAAACGAUUACACCUCGCCAUCGUUUUAUGUCCUCUUACGAACAAAAAAUUCAACCGCCGGAUAAGCGAUGGCAAUAUUUGCUUUUUGCGGCAGAGCCAUACGAAACCAUUGCUUUUAAAAUUCCAGCACGGGAAGUUGACCGCUCAGAAGACAAAUAUUGGUGCUUGUGGAAUAAAGAAAGCAAACAAUAUUUUAUGCAAUUUGCAUUCAAACCUAUACAAGAGGAUUCUAAUUAUGCACGUAAUUUUGCACCAAGUGGUGCUAUAACAAUUCCACAUGAAACACCAUCUCCUAUGUUUCUUCCAACAAUGACGACGUAA